Myripristis murdjan (pinecone soldierfish) is the source of this 1298-nucleotide messenger RNA. RefSeq names its product major histocompatibility complex class I-related gene protein-like. The coding region runs from base 139 to 1215 and encodes 358 amino acids. The record is from RefSeq and is a predicted model, not a curated record. Lineage: Eukaryota; Metazoa; Chordata; Actinopteri; Holocentriformes; Holocentridae. Gene Ontology annotation, biological process: immune response. Gene Ontology annotation, cellular component: external side of plasma membrane. The transcript has 3 exons.
UCGAUAUUUUGGGAGCGAGCGGUGUCGUCGUGUUGCUCCGGUCAGACGCAGCGAGCUCGAGCGUUCAACGUCCUCUCCGCAUCCCGAUUGGCUGAAAAUUUCCACCGACAAAGUGAAGGUGGAGGUGCAGACUGAGCGAUGGUGGUCCUGCAGCUGCUGCUCUUCGCUCUCAUGUCCCCUGGGGCUCUGGGCCGAGGUUCAGGGCACUCCCUGUGGAUCCUGGCCACUUACAUCACAGGAGAGACGCCAUUCCCUGAGUUCACGGCUGUCCUGAUGCUGGACGACGUCCAGCUCGGAGUCUUUGACUCAGAGAGCGACCAGCUGGUGGGGGUCAGAGGUCAGGAGGAGGAGCCGGAUGUCAGCCAGGAGGGAGUGAGCGUGCUCAGAGAAACGUUUGCCACCUUGAGGACGAAGCUGUCGCUGGUCAGGCAUCGCUUCAACCUGACGGCAGGCGUCCACGUGCAGCAGAGGCUGGUGGGCUGUGAGACACUGGAGGACGGAGUGCCGGCGUUCAUCAUGUUCAGAGACAGCUCGGACGGCGAGGACGCCGAGGGCAUGAUGUACAACAUCACGCACUACACCUUCUCUGCCGGAGGCCGCUGGGAUGUCCAGUGGGACGCCAGCAAGAGGAUGUUCUACCAGCUGCUGUACUCCAACGUCUAUCUUCCCCAAUGCAUGCAGACGCUGAAGAUCCUCCUGGACAGAGAGAAGCGCCUGGUGAUGCGUAGGGUUCCUCCUCGGGUUCGAGUCAUGGUGAAGCAGGUGGUGGGCGGGGCUCAGGUGACCUGCCUGGCCACCAACUUCUACCCUCGGCACAUCAACCUGACCCUGCUGCGGGACGGGGAGCCCGUGGACCACCACGACCUGUCCGGUGGCUCCGUACUGCCCAACGCCAACGGGCUAUACCAAGUCAGGAAGACACUUAUGGUGAGUGGUGAGGAGCUGCGGCGGAGACACAGAUACACCUGUACGACCUCUCACCUGAGCCUGGACAACAGGCUGGAGGUCAGCUGGCAGGCGGAGGCAUCCCGCUCCCACAAGGCGGCGAUCGUCUCCGUUCCAGCCGGCCUGGCGGUCACUCUGCUCAUCGCUGUCCUGUGGUGGAGGAGGAGGAGACUCCCACAGCCCCAGGGCGGAGGUCGUCGCCAUGGAAACCCCAGAAGCGUCACGCCGAACGAGCAGCCGGGAGGGUCCAUGACAGAGACGCCUGAAUAAAACUGUCAUCUUGUGGGAUUUUCUUUAAAUUGUUCCGGAAAAUUUUGUUGUCCUUUACAGUUUGAUCUGAACCUUGAACAUCU